CUUGGGUCCUGUAGCAGCUACAUCCUGAUCUGCAAGGAGGCUGCUUGUCCUCGGCUGUGCAAGGUGCCUAAGAGGAAGAAAACCCCCCUCGGGCGCCAUGUGGCGGCAGUCCCAGCUUCUCUUCCUGCUGUGUCUGGUUCUGUCCGGCGGCUCUGCUGACAAGUUUACAGAUGAUGAAGAGGAGGAUGGCUGCACAUUAAUAGAUGCUCUCCCGUACGUGGUCGUGGGAGGAGCUGCUCUGAUGUACGCGGGACCAGCCCUGCUGGCUACAUUGGGGUUCCAGGCCACCGGCAUAGCAGCCAACUCCGUGGGUUCCUGGCUGAUGAGCUGGUCUGCCAUAAGUUCAGGAGGCGGCGUGCCUGCAGGGGGAGUCGUGGCCACGCUCCAGAGCCUCGGGGCUCAAGCAGGCAGCGUGGCCUGGGGGUCAGUCGGCUCCAAGCUGGGCUACACCGUCCACCAGAACUUCAUCUGCGGCAAGAAGCAGAAAUCCAAGAAGCUGUAAUCCCCCUCCCCCCGCAGCUCUCCUCUCGCCGGCUGUCGGGAAAGCUACCUCUGGGCUCGCCAUACCGAGCCUGGGCAUAGGCGUAGUUUGACUUCUGUAUUUGGGGGAAGGGGUUUGAUGUAAUUCUCCAGGGGUUUGCUCUAAUCCCUACUGAAAUCAAUAGGUGUGUUUGGCCAGGUCUACACUACCCAUGUACUGCGGUAUAACUACGUCACGCGGGUGUGAAAAAUCCACACGCCUGAGCAACAAAGCUAUACCAACCCCAGCCCCCCGGGCAAUCUGGGUGUGGGAGCUCGGUGGGGUGUCUGGAUGCAGGAGAGAUCUGGAUGCAGAGGGGCUUGUUGGGGGAUUCCAG
Terrapene triunguis (Three-toed box turtle) is the source of this 857-nucleotide messenger RNA. RefSeq names its product interferon alpha inducible protein 6 (gene IFI6). The transcript is spliced from 6 exons. Gene Ontology annotation, biological process: apoptotic signaling pathway. Bases 98 to 502 code for a protein of 134 amino acids. Gene Ontology annotation, cellular component: mitochondrion; membrane. NCBI's taxonomy places the organism in Eukaryota, Metazoa, Chordata, Testudines, Emydidae. The record is from RefSeq and is a predicted model, not a curated record.